AUGGCCUCCGACGCAAUGGACAUCGACAGCUCCCCAGUUACUGCCAAAGAGGUUGAGCGCAAACGCAAACACAAGAAGCAGGACGCUUCGUCUCCGACGAAAAAGCGCAAGCAAACCGACUCCAAAUCUAAGAGCAAGAAGGCCGCCACAGAAAACUCCAAUCCCCACCCCGAGUCCCCCUUCUCGCUCACAAAGGCUACUCUCUACCUGCCUCUGGCGCCUAUCUCAAUCUCGCCUACUCAUGCAUUGGCCUCGCUGCAGGCGGAGCACCUCGCCCCGCUGCUCUUGACCUACUACCCACCACUUAAAGGUGUGGUGAUGGCCUACUCAAACGUCUCGAUCUCUAGCUUCCCGCCCUCAUCUAAACCGAAGCAGUCUAGCGACCAGAACCCUGCGCCACUGACGCUCGCCAAGACCGCCGACGAGUACGGUGUUCUCUACGUCUACCUAACAGCUACUUUCCUCGUCUUCCGUCCCAAGCGUGGCCAGACCCUGGAAGGCUGGGUGAAUGUUCAGUCCGAGGGCUUCCUCGGCGCCGUCGUGUACAACCUGUUCUCCGUCGGUAUCGAGCGCAAGCGACUCCCCACAAGCUGGACAUGGGUGGCACCGGGCGAGGAAGGCGAGAACACUGAAGAAAGCACCGGAACAGUCCACGAUGCGACCACAGAUGAGGAAUCAGGCGCAAACGAGAAGGCCUUUUUUGAUGCGGAGAAGGAGCACUUCCAGCCCGCCGCGCUGGCUGCGGACGAGCUUGGUAUGGGUGCCGACGAGGCGGAGGAGGAGGAGGCUUCAUCUGGCCACUUCCAGUCUGUAUCUGGGCACCGUGUGCGUGGUAAUGUACGAUUCCGUGUCGUCGAUGUCGAUGUUAUUCCAGGUUCGGAGCGGGAUCGUGGGUUCUUGAGUAUCGAGGGUACGAUGCUCGAGCCCGUGGAUGAGGACAAGCUCGUUCAGGCCGAGCACCAGGGCCAGUCUUUGCCUACUUCUUUCUUCGGGGAAUCUUCGGACAAGAAGUCGAACCGGGUGAUUCCUAUCUCGAUGUCCCCGCCGGCUGAGGCAGUGCAGGUGGUUGACGUUGAGCUGGAGCCGACGAAGGCUGAGAAGGUGGAGAAGAAGGAUAAAAAGGAGAAGAAGGAGAAGAAAGAAAAGAAGGAGAAGAAGGAGAAGACAGAGAAGAAGGAAAAGAAGGAGAAGAAGCCCAAGAAGGAGAAAUAG
This is a messenger RNA of Penicillium pulvis, 1212 nucleotides long. Its product is annotated as DNA-directed RNA polymerase I subunit RPA43. Gene Ontology annotation, biological process: DNA-templated transcription initiation. Gene Ontology annotation, cellular component: RNA polymerase I complex. The transcript has a single exon. NCBI's taxonomy places the organism in Eukaryota, Fungi, Ascomycota, Eurotiomycetes, Eurotiales, Aspergillaceae. The record is from RefSeq and is a predicted model, not a curated record. Bases 1 to 1212 code for a protein of 403 amino acids.